Triplophysa dalaica is the source of this 1115-nucleotide messenger RNA. RefSeq names its product motilin-like (gene mlnl). The transcript has 5 exons. The record is from RefSeq and is a predicted model, not a curated record. Lineage: Eukaryota; Metazoa; Chordata; Actinopteri; Cypriniformes; Nemacheilidae. Bases 592 to 930 code for a protein of 112 amino acids.
AAAAAGAGCAAUUGUCCAUAAAACAUCAUCACACCAUAAAUCACUCUUUUAACAACAAAAAAUAGGGAUCAAAGUCCAAAACGCUUAAACGUCAUUAAUAUUUAUAUACGAAACCCAUGUUACACAUGUUUAAUGCGGUCUGCUAAAGCUACAGAGUAACACGUGCACGUCGCCCACGUGGUGACACAAAUACGCUUCAAUUAAUUGUAUUAAUUUUAAUACAUGUCAUUGCGUAACCGGAAUCGCAGAUAGGUGUCGUUAAUAAAUUACUCGUGUUUAGUUUUUAUUGCAGAUUCAAGCUCGAGCGACGCAUAUUAGCAUGGGUUACACACCACGUGUUCCUCCUAUGGAUCAAAUCUCUUCUCGAAACGUUCCGUUACUGGACUAAAGGACCGAUCGUAUUCACAUUAAACUGCGGAGAUAACCUUAACAAUCACGAGGGUGGAGGAGUUUGUUGAAACGUACGUCAGAGAAAGUAAGUAUCACCUCAGCGUGAUCAAAGACUUUCUAUAAAGCGUUGACUGCUCCCAGAACACGGACAGAACCACACGCAACCUGCUACGACCACGACCUGCAUAUUGUAUAAAGUUCAUGUCAAUGAUGCAAAGAUCAGUGACCGGAUGCUUGGCUCUGGUGUGUAUUGUUUCCCUGCUGGCUGAGCAGGCCGAGGGUCACAUCACAUUCUUCAGCCCAAAAGAGAUGAGAGAGCUCAGGGAGAAGGAAGGCAAGAAGGAUGCUGAACUUCGGGCAGAGAGCAGCUUGAUUAAUGGACUGUCUGAAGUAGAGGAUGGAGGAGAGGCCGUGGGUCAACAUAUUGAAAUUGGAUUAAAACUCACUGCUAAAAAGGGACACUUUGGGUCUGCUGUCGGUAAGAUGCUGCAGAACAUCUUGGAGGAACCAAAGGCCGGUAAGGACAAUAAAACCCAAUGAAAUAAAAAUAUGUACACUCACACAGACCACUCUAAUAUCUGUUGUACGCUUUAUUUUGACAGAGAAAUAAGGGAUUUUAAUGCACUUUGAAUGACAAUUGCAGCCUGACGAUUUGCCAAGAUUGCAAGCACAAAUGGUUUAUUUACUAAUGUAAAGACAAUCGCAAUAAAAUGAAAUUGCAUGCA